UGUCGGGCGCACCAUCUUUCGCCCACAAGUUCGAAGGCCCCACAGUGGCCGUGGGUCACUGAGCUACACGGGGGAGAUGUGCUCCGGGCUUUGGGCUACAGUACAGGUGACGCGAUGCCUCAGACUGAUAUGAACUUCGAGGGCAGAAGAAGAGGAACACUUUGCAACACCUGUAGAGCAAAUGGUCUGGUCAACGGUCAGGCCCCAGGCACAGGUUUGGUUAAUGGAGCUGCUGCUCAUAAUGGCUACCGAGCUACUGCCACCAGAAUCAGUGAGAGCACGCCAGCUGGCACACCAAAUGGUACCAAACCACAAUGCAUGGUUAAUGGCUAUAUUAACCACGGGCACAAAGGCAAGCGUACAAAAGCAGCGCUCCCAAGGACACUCGGGAAACAAGGAAGUGCGAUUUCAGCUGUGACUUAUCCCUCAGCAGCUGGCAGGGUCAUCAGGAGAGACAGUCCACGUUGUAUCUCAGUCAAUGGGGCUGCCAGUCUAGACACUGUUGCUGUGCCCAAUAAUUCUGGCCAAAUGGCACCAGAGAGAUCCGCCCCGUCACCAGCAGCGAAGAACCAGAGAAGGAAGAAGAAAUUCAGACAUAAGAAGAGAGAGACUGAAGUCGUCUGUCCGGAGAACUCUACGCUGCCGUUGGUGCCACCACAAGAGGAGGAAGACUGGGAGAAUGAGGUCCAAGAGAUCACAGUCACUGACUGGGAAAAGCUGUGUUUUGGGGUCCAACCAUAUGGUCCAGAAGAUGUGCUCCAUUUUUCUUUACGGGAUUUGACACUUAAGCAAACGGAUAGAGUUGCCCUGCUGGUAAGAGCCAAUUACAGCCCAGCCGCACGCCACCCACGUCCUGUCAAAUGGACCUGCUACAACAUUCCCACUGAGCCAGACCAGUUCGCAGAUGCUGACGAGUAAGCCAGACAUAUGCUGUUGUGUUAGAAGAAUGGUUGAAAUUGGUGUUCACUUACCAAAUUAACUGUUGGCCCUUUAGUUAGCCCUUAAUGUCACUGUGUAGAUUUUCUGGUCAUGUGACCUAUUUGAGGAUCCCAGAUAGCACCCAUGCUUAGAAUAUUGGUUUAGUGAGCAUCCUCCUUUUUUCCUCACCUAAAACAUUAGUGGAAGAAAUAAGGUUUAAAUCUAUGCAAAUCAAUUCAAAAUCAAGUAGGGUAAAGCUAUCAUAGGUCAAAGGUUGUAGGGUGGAUUCUAGGUUGAAAUAAGAUUGUUUUUUUUAUCAUAGGUAUUAUUUUAUAUUUUAUAUUCAGAUUUUAUAUUUGUUUUAUCUCGCAAAAUAUUAAUUUGUUAGGCUUUUGUGAUCUUAAGGAAUGAUUUUAGUUAACUACCAUACUUCAGUGACUCGUUACUGAAAAUGGUCAUGCAUUUGCUGUUCGAUUUCAUAUCUUCAUAAUUUUGCCAGUUUUUCAAAAUCUAUAAAACUAGUUUUUAUAUUCAGUUUUUUGUGUUUUAAAACCCCUGAAAUUGGAACACUGUUGUCAUAAUAAGUUGCUCUUUUGAGCGAUUAUUGGAUCAAUUGAAUUGUUUAUAAAUUGCACGUGUUCACAACAAGUACAUGAGGGAACUAUUUUAAUUUGGGGCAGCAGACCUUACCAAGAAAUUAUGGUUUGAUUAUGUAACAACAACAAAUGGUUACCUGCCUGUUCAGAUCUUCAUUUUCAUAACCACAAUAAAUCAAUUUUUCCUCUA
Molecule: messenger RNA, 1704 nt
Organism: Seriola aureovittata
Lineage: Eukaryota; Metazoa; Chordata; Actinopteri; Carangiformes; Carangidae
Exons: 4
Coding region: 115-918 (267 amino acids)
Source: RefSeq, a predicted model, not a curated record